Messenger RNA from Phoenix dactylifera (date palm), 1070 nucleotides. RefSeq names its product transcription factor bHLH68-like. Lineage: Eukaryota; Viridiplantae; Streptophyta; Magnoliopsida; Arecales; Arecaceae. Gene Ontology annotation, biological process: regulation of transcription by RNA polymerase II. Gene Ontology annotation, molecular function: protein dimerization activity; DNA-binding transcription factor activity, RNA polymerase II-specific; RNA polymerase II cis-regulatory region sequence-specific DNA binding. The record is from RefSeq and is a predicted model, not a curated record. Gene Ontology annotation, cellular component: nucleus.
UAAUGAUGGAGGAGAAUUUUCCUCCUCCUCCGACUUUCCCAUGCCAAUGUUCCCCAGCCCACUAAAUUUUUCUUGGACACAAGUGAUGUUUGGAGGCAGACAAAAUAGAAGCCAGAGUCGAAAGAGAGAUCUAGAAGAAAGAAAAAUCUUUGAACUAAUUGUAGUUCAAACAGUACAGUGAGUUCAGAGAUCACACUCCUGAAUUGCUUGAGACUAGACUGUAGGAGGGGAAGCAAAUAGAUGACAGUGAAUGGGUGAAGACACGCAUGGAGGCGGAUGGAUGACGGAGAUGCAACAAUGGUUCAACUUGCCUGAAAAUGUUCCCAUGAUCUCCACAUACUCACCCACGUCUCUCGAAUUCAAUGACCCUUUGAGAUCUUGGAGCAAUCAGAAUUUUGGCCCAAGCAGCUCUCAGACUAGCAAUUGGUUUGCAGAAGCAGCACCUCUCCACCCCAUCAAAGAAGAAGGCCAUCAGCAGGAUUCGGAGGAACCUCUUGAAAGCUUUUCUGAAGUUCCAUCAUCACUGCUCAAGAACACUGGAGGGGGAAGAUGCCCACCUUUUCCAGUGCUGAAUCAGAGCAGCCAUAUGGUAUCAUAUGAUAAUAGUCGAAGAAGGAAGACAUCUCCUGAUAGUUGCUGCAUUUAUUCUGGACGAAAGUGCUCGGAAAUACCCAUCACCUCCCAUGUUGCACCACUUAAGGUCCGAAAAGAGAAACUUGGUGACAGAAUCACCAUGCUGCAGCAGCUGGUUUCACCAUUUGGGAAGACUGACACAGCCUCCGUAUUAUUGGAUGCAACUGAAUACAUCAAGUGUCAUCAUGAGCAGUUGACCGUGCUAUGCGCUCCAUAUGUGAAAAUGGUUGACUCAUGCUCGAAUAUUUCUGCUCAUGCUUUCCAGAGCUAUGAAAUUAAAAAAGAAAUGGAAGGUAAAGAGGACUUGAGAAGUAGAGGGCUAUGUCUUGUUCCCAUCUCCACCAUUUGCAAUGCAGGGAGGGAUGCCUCCAUCAACUCUUGGGCUCCCAAGUCUGGCACAAUCUAUCGGUAAGUAAUCAAACCUGCAUGACGAGGUC